Molecule: messenger RNA, 1566 nt
Organism: Penicillium cataractarum
Lineage: Eukaryota; Fungi; Ascomycota; Eurotiomycetes; Eurotiales; Aspergillaceae
Product: sugar porter family MFS transporter
Exons: 4
Coding region: 1-1566 (521 amino acids)
Biological process (GO): carbohydrate transport; transmembrane transport
Cellular component (GO): membrane
Molecular function (GO): carbohydrate:proton symporter activity
Source: RefSeq, a predicted model, not a curated record
AUGGGGCUCUUCAGUAUUCCUGAACUCAACACCCGCCUGGGCACCUGGCGGGCCUAUCAUCUGGCAGCGAUCGUCUUCAUCUCCUCUUUCCUCUCCGCCUAUGACUCGGGAGUUGCUGGUGGAAUCCUAAGCUUCACAUCCUUUCAAAAUGACUUUGGCUACACCAGCAAGCACCAGUCCAAGGUCUCGUCACUUACGGUGGGCUUGGGCCAACUAGGAUCUUUCAUCGCAGCUCUCUUCGUCUAUCCGUUGACGAACAAAUAUGGGCGCAAAAUCGCCAUUAUCGUCUCAACUGCCCUCUUCGUCGUUGGAGUUAUUAUUCAGCUUAUCAACACCCACUCGCUAGCGGCUUGGUAUGUUGGUCGCGUUGUGGCCGGUCUAGGCAUGGGUGGACAGAGUGUCGUGAUUCCCAUGUACUCUGCAGAGAUGACGCCCAAGGAGAUUCGCGGUCGCUGUGGUUCAUUCUACCAGUGGCUCUACACAUGGGGAGUUUUCACUGCAUACUGGGUUGACUAUGGCGUCGCCAAGAGCACAUCGAUUUCGGGCACAUCGCGUGAAUGGCAAAUUCCGGUCGGUCUCCAAUUGAUCUCUGGAGGCCUUCUCUUCAUUGGCACUUUCACCCUCCCAGAAUCUAUCCGCUGGCUCUUGUCGCAGAACCGUACUGAUGACGCCUGGAAGUCUAUUGUUUGGAUCCGCGGUGGUGAUACACCGAAGACCCGUGAUGAAUUCGCAGAGACACAGUUGGGACUUGAAGCUGAGCGUGUCGAGCGAGAAGGAUUCUCUCUUCGUGAGCUGCUGGAACCGGCCAAUCGUCUCCGGUUUUUUGUUGGCCCUCUACUCUUCAUCUUCCAGAAUGCGACGGGUAGCAGUGCCUUGGCAGUAUUUGCGCCGCAGUACUUCAAGUUGAUUGCUGGCAGCGGGACUGACCGUAACAUGCUUCUGACCGGUCUGUUCGGUGCUGUCAAGGUCAUCUCAUGCACAUUCUUCAUCGUUUUCCUAGCAGAGCGACUCAGUCGUCGUAUGACGUUAGUGAGUGGCUCGGCUUUGAUGUCUAUUUGCAUGUUGAUUACUGCCCUGAUCGUCGAUUAUAUCCCGACCCAAUCCGCAACUAGCGUCACAGCAGCUGGAAGGGCAACUGUAGCAAUGAUCUACCUCGACAUCAUGAUUUACAACUGCUCAUGGGGCCCUCUGCCCUGGGCUUACGUCCCGGAAAUUUUCCCUACACGCAUUCGUGCUCUUGGUCUGGCAGUCAGCAUGUUGGCUCACUGGGCGUCGUCGUUCUGCUUCUCCUUCGCGAGUCCCUACAUGAUUGCAAACGUCGGUGCCAACACCUUCCUGAUUUUCAUGGGAUUUGACGCCGUUGCUGCUGUUUUCUGCUGGUUCUUUGUUCGGGAGACUCGUGGAAAGAACCUCGAGGUUGCUGCUGGCACGGAAUGGGAGGCUGCUGAACGUAGCUCCUCUGACGAUGGUGAGAAGGGCGGCAUCCUUAAUGCGGAUGGAAAGAGAGUUCAGCUCGUCAGUGUGCAUGAGAAUUUCCACGCUAACAUCAAACACCGGUCUUCGUGA